AACCUAAGUUAAACAGGAAAAGACCAUAGUACUGCUCAGAAUCUCCGAUAAAAGGACACUCACUCCACCACUCUCUUUGCCUUUGUGCUCCUCAAAAACAGAGUACAACUACACGUAUCAGAUAAGCACAUAGAGAGUGAGAGAGAGAAUAUUUCUGGGCGUGCAGAUGGCUCGGAGCUCCACAAUAAUGAAAUGGGUCACCACUUUCAUGCUUCUAAUCCUACCCCAUUUGAGCCUCACAACCUUCGCAGAAGAUGGGUUAGUGGCGAAUGGAGAUUUUGAAGCAACCCCAUCAAAUGGGUUUCCUAAUGAGGCGAUAGUAGAGGGACCCAACGAAAUCCCGAACUGGAAAUCAAACGGCAACGUUGAACUGGUGGAGUCUGGGCAAAAACAAGGUGGGAUGAUCCUCAUCGUACCGCAGGGUAGACACGCAGUGAGGCUCGGUAACGAUGCUGAGAUAAGCCAGGAAGUAGCGGUUGAGAAAGGUUCCAUUUACUCUGUCACGUUUUGUGCGGCUCGCACGUGCGCCCAGUUGGAGUCCCUCAACGUGUCGGUUCCACCUGCAUCACAGACGAUAGACCUGCAGACCCUCUACAACGUCCAAGGCUGGAACCCUUACGCGGUUUCUUUCAAUGCCGAUGACGACACUUUUAGGUUGGUAUUUAAGAAUCCAGGCAUGGAAGAUGACCCCACUUGUGGCCCCAUUAUUGACAACAUUGCCAUCAAGAAACUCUUCACUCCUGAUAAGCCCAAAGACAAUGCUGUAAUAAAUGGUGAUUUUGAAGAAGGACCAUGGAUGUUUAGGAAUACUUCAUUGGGUGUGUUGCUUCCCACGAAUUUGGACGAAGAAACUUCUUCAUUGCCUGGUUGGAUAGUUGAAUCGAACCGAGCCAUUCGUUACAUUGAUUCUGAUCAUUAUGCUGUGCCACAAGGGAGAAGGGCCAUUGAGUUGCUCUCGGGAAAAGAAGGGAUCAUAUCCCAAAUGGUUGAGACCGCACCUGACAAGCUUUACAGCUUGACCUUUUCACUGGGUCAUGCUAAUGACAAAUGCAAGGAACCUCUUGCUGUUAUGGCCUUUGCUGGUGACCAGGCUCAAAACGUUCAUUACACUCCUGAUUCUAACUCUACCUUCCAAACUGCUAACCUCAAUUUCACUGCCAAGGCUGAGAGGACUAGAAUUGCCUUCUAUAGUGUCUACUAUAAUACAAGAAGUGAUGAUAUGAGUUCUCUUUGUGGGCCUGUCGUGGAUGAUGUCAGAGUUUGGUUUUCUGGCUCCAAUGGGCUUCGUGGGUUGGGCUUAUUAAGGCUUGGCCUUGGAUUUUUGGGUUUAGUUUGGGUUCUCAUUUAAAGGGUUUCAUUUGCUCUUGCUUUAUUUAUUGUUAAAUUGCGUAAUAGGUUAUUUUGGAUUUGGGUUGUAGGUAAAGUCACAUUCCCCAAGUCAACAACGUUGUAUUUGAACUCGCCUUAAGUUUAUAGUUUAUGCUAUGAGAAAUGAGAAAGUCUUGGCUGUCAUUCCCGUGCAUUUCUGAUACGCAAAGUUUACCCACUUUCACGAUUCUACUCGACG
Messenger RNA from Abrus precatorius (Indian licorice), 1567 nucleotides. RefSeq lists its product as uncharacterized. Lineage: Eukaryota; Viridiplantae; Streptophyta; Magnoliopsida; Fabales; Fabaceae. The transcript has 3 exons. The record is from RefSeq and is a predicted model, not a curated record. Bases 167 to 1348 code for a protein of 393 amino acids. Gene Ontology annotation, cellular component: plasma membrane.